GUCCAACAUUUUGAGAUCACAUAUAAAAUCCCAAUUUCCUCUCUCGAACCAUCUCUCUCUCUUUCCACGUUCUGGGUUUUCUCUACACGGCUAUCGGCGGACGCCAUUUUCUUUUCUUUUCUUUUCUUUACUCGGUUCCAUCAUCAACCGUUACGGAGGAUAUUUCGGAAGAUGAGAAUUUAUUGGAUUGUCUGAACAAGAGGACAGAUAGAGAUAGCCUUGUUCUUUUUCCGUGUAUAGAUGGUUGGUUUUUCAAUCGUCCUGAAUUUGAAUAUUGUCCACUUUCAGCUUCUUUCAUUCGAUAUUGUUUGUCAUUUCCAGCUGCUGUGUAGAUCGAUAAUCCUUUUUUUUUUUUUUUUUUUUUUUGUUUCCCAUCCUUUUUUCAAUUGUUUUGAGCUGCCAUCAACAUAUAUAAGAUCGACAGAAACUUAUCUUGCCGAAAGCGUGAUUGCUUGUUUCUUUGAUAGAGAUUCAGGUUUUAGAGUUUUCGGAAGUAAAUACAUGGAGAAUACAGAAAAUAUUUGCACGGAUUUAAUCCCAAUCCAAGCCAAAGCAAACACCAUCCCGUUGCCACCUCCAUUGCCUAAAUCUGCAAUCACUAGUCAUUUUCAAAAGAGUCGGGUUUCAAGCGAAUCCUUGGAAAGGGGAUAUAGCUGCGUUUCCACUGCGACAAGAGACCUCUGGGACGGCCUCUUCGACGAAGCCUAUGGAGCUGAUGUUUAUAUUCAUACGGAUCAUGGCGGCAUUGUAUAUGCACAUGCUUAUAUCCUUGGUAUGACUUCUCCCGUGCUAAAAGGCAUGUUAAAGCAAUCCAAGAAGUCUGGCAGGAAACGUUCAAUAUCGAUCCAUGGAGUUCCACCUGAUGCUGUUAAAGUAUUCAUUAGAUAUCUGUACUCUUGCAGAUACGAGAAAGAAGAAAUGGAGGAAUUUGUUUUGCCUCUGCUGAUGCUGUCGCAUGUUUAUGUGGUUCCCCAGUUGAAGAGAGAGUGCGAGAGGCAACUGGGUCGUGGCUUGUUGACACUUGAAAAUGUAGUUGAUGUUUUUCAACUUGCAUUACUGUGUGAUGCUCCCCGUCUUAGCCUUCUUUGCCAUCGUAUGAUCCUAAAGAACUUCAAAGCUGUUUCUUCAUCCGAGGCAUGGCAAGCAAUGCAGCAAAGCCACCCAGUACUCGAAAAAGAGCUUCUUGGAUCAGUGGUCGAUGAAGACAAUAGGCAAAAGAAAAGAGUGAAGAAAAUGAAUGAAAGGAAGAUCUAUUUGGAACUAUUUGAGGCAAUGGAGACUCUUGUUCAUAUAUGUAGAGAUGGUUGUCGCACAAUCGGCCCACACGAUAAAGACUUCAAGGUGAACCAGCCACCGUGUAAAUAUGCAGCAUGCAAGGGGCUAGAAUUGCUUAUCCGCCACUUUGCAGGCUGCAAAUUAAGAGCCCCCGGUGGUUGUACCCAAUGCAAGAGAAUGUGGCAACUCUUGGAGUUGCACUCUCAUCUUUGUGCUGAUUCUAAUCUCUGUAGAGUUCCUUUGUGCAGGAAUUUCAAGGACAGGAGUAAGAAACAGGGCAGGAAAGAUGAAGUUAAAUGGAAAUUGUUAGUAAAAAAGAUUCUAUGGACGAAGGGAGUAGCAAGAACACCAUUCUUUUUGACGACAGAAACUAUAUAAUGAGAACCUGCAUUUCUUUUUGUAUAAUCAACUUCAAUCUGUAAAUCUUUUGUUAUCUCGAUUGCCCCGUUUGUAUUCUUUGUGUACAUCACAGAUCAAAGAAAUGAAAUCAAAAUUUUCUUCA
Molecule: messenger RNA, 1777 nt
Organism: Cucumis melo (muskmelon)
Lineage: Eukaryota; Viridiplantae; Streptophyta; Magnoliopsida; Cucurbitales; Cucurbitaceae
Product: BTB/POZ and TAZ domain-containing protein 4
Exons: 7
Coding region: 241-1653 (470 amino acids)
Molecular function (GO): protein binding
Source: RefSeq, a predicted model, not a curated record